AUGAAGUUCGUCAUUGUCCUCUACGAUGCAAAUGAACAUGCCAAAGAUGAGCCAAAAUUGUACGGUUGCACUGAAAAUGCUUUGGGCAUCAAGGACGAACUAGAAAAACAAGGACAUGAAGUGAUUGUUACUUCUGAUAAGGAAGGCGAGAAUUCAGAAUUCGAAAAGAACUUGCCUGAUGCAGAUAUAGUGAUUACUACUCCAUUCCACCCUGCAUAUCUUACCUCAAAGCGUAUUGACAAAGCCAAGAAGCUCAAGCUUAUCAUUGUUGCUGGUGUUGGAUCGGAUCACAUUGACUUAGACUACAUCAAUAAGAACAAGCUCAAAAUUUCUGUUCUGGAAGUUACCGGAUCUAAUGUCGUCUCAGUGGCGGAGCAUGUGAUUAUGACAAUGCUUGUUUUGGUGAGAAACUUUGUUCCUGCCCAUGAACAAGCAAUCAAUGGUGAAUGGGAUGUUGCCGCAAUCGCCAAGGAUGCUUAUGAUAUUGAGGGAAAGACAAUUGCCACAAUUGGUGCUGGUAGAAUUGGCUACAGAGUCUUGCAGAGACUUGUGGCCUUCAACCCUAAGGAGUUGUUGUAUUAUGACUACAAUCCUUUACCAGCAGAGGCAGAGAAAGCUGUUGGUGCAAAGAGAGUUCUUGAUCUGAAAGAUUUAGUUUCUCAGGCUGAUAUUGUGACCGUGAACUGUCCUUUGCACGCAGGAACUCAAGGAAUGAUCAACAAAGAACUUUUGAAACACUUCAAGAAGGGAGCAUGGUUGGUUAACACGGCUCGUGGCCGCAUCUGUGUUGCCGAGGAUGUUGCUGAAGCUGUGAAAAAUGGUCAGCUUAGAGGUUAUGGUGGUGAUGUGUGGUACCCACAGCCAGCACCUAAGGAUCAUCCAUGGAGAUCAUUUAGAAACAAGUAUGGUGCUGGAAAUGCCAUGGUUCCGCACUAUUCUGGUACAGUUCUUGACGCCCAGAUAAGAUAUGCUGAGGGUACAAGAAACAUAAUUCAUUCCUUCCUUUCUGGAAAGCUUGAUUAUAGACCACAAGAUGUCAUCUUACUUGAUGGUGAGUACCAGACAAAGUCUUAUGGAAAGCAUUAA
Molecule: messenger RNA, 1086 nt
Organism: Brettanomyces bruxellensis
Lineage: Eukaryota; Fungi; Ascomycota; Pichiomycetes; Pichiales; Pichiaceae
Exons: 1
Coding region: 1-1086 (361 amino acids)
Cellular component (GO): cytosol
Molecular function (GO): oxidoreductase activity, acting on the CH-OH group of donors, NAD or NADP as acceptor; NAD binding; formate dehydrogenase (NAD+) activity
Source: RefSeq, a predicted model, not a curated record